This is a messenger RNA of Benincasa hispida (wax gourd), 1286 nucleotides long. It is a transcript of the gene MUB1, whose product is annotated as membrane-anchored ubiquitin-fold protein 1 precursor. Lineage: Eukaryota; Viridiplantae; Streptophyta; Magnoliopsida; Cucurbitales; Cucurbitaceae. Gene Ontology annotation, molecular function: protein binding. The record is from RefSeq and is a predicted model, not a curated record.
GAAAGUUGAAUUUGUGGGCUUUUCUACUUCCUCGGAGCUGCUUAAAAUAUGCGUAAAUAUUACGAUUGGGUAGUCGAUUUUAAUUUUUGGGAAUAUCAAGAAAUCAACUUUUAAGAAAUGGAGUCAUUGACCCCAGAUUUAGAAGACUUUGAAAACUCCGGAGGAGCCUCGUCUCUGAGUUCUUCUUUGAUCUCUUCAACUGGUUUUUGUAUUAUUAUUCAUAGAGCUUUGGUUUUUUCUUCACUUUCAAUCUCUGAUUCAAGGUUUGUGGAAAAAAAGACAAGUACCCAGAUCAAUUUUUCAGCCGAGUUCAUAGCGGUUAAGAAUCUCCCUUGUGAGAAUCUGAGCAAAAACUUCUGUGCCAACUAACCGCAUUCGAAUUCUCGGGUGGGAUUUUUUUAAUUUCUUUUAUUGGGAAAUCCAAUUUUUUUGUGAUUGAUUGAAGACGUAAGUCAAUAUGGCCGGAGUGGGAGAUCAAUUGGAGAUCAAGUUUCGAUUGAAUGAUGGAUCUGAUAUUGGCCCCAAAACUUUCCCUGCUGCCACAAGCAUAGCAACCUUGAAAGAAAGCAUUCUUGCACAAUGGCCAAGAGAAAAGGAGAAUGGUCCAAGAACAGUUAAGGAUGUCAAGUUAAUAAGUGCAGGAAAAAUCUUAGAGAAUAACAGAACACUUAAUGAUUGCAGAAGCCCAUUAUAUGACAUUCCUGGCAGUGUGACAACCAUGCAUGUUGUUAUCCAACCACCAAGUUUGGAGAAAGAAAAGAAAGCUGGAGACCAAGCAACACAAAACAAGUGUGUUUGUGUUAUACUAUAAACGGAACUCGUGGAAGUUCUCGACGCCAUUUUUGAGUGCAUAAAGAUAGCAAAUUUUCCUUUUAAAAGUUCUGAUGCCAAUAACAGCUUGGAAUCAGUUGAAGAAGCUUAUUCUGGAGCUUGUGUUAUUGUUUUCAUAGUAAAAGAAAAAGAAAAAGAAACAGACAGAGGUAGCGAAGAUGGCGAAGACGAUGGGAUAUUUAUCGACACAAGCUAGUCGUAGAUGAGAUCCAUGGCAGUUGAAUGUCUGGUGAUCUAUUAUGAAAGGAUGUUGCCUUUUCAACAUCCAUUGUUAGCUUCAUUUGUUGUUUAGAUUGAUUUUGUGCAACUCUUCUGCUAUCUCAUAUGUUUGUGGUUAAAGCUUUAUAUACUUGAAAGUUGCAGUUAGCCUUUUACCUUUUUUUAAUUCUUCAAACUGUAUUACCAUUUGGGCUCAGGCCCAACUUCAUGAUACUUUUCCCCCUCUUCCCAAACAA